AUGGGGAUGUACAUGUUAUUGGUGACUCUGUCUCUACCUGCGAUGGCAUCAGGGCAGUUUAUCGGUGGUGGGGGCGGAGUAGCCCUCCCUGGCUCAGCCGUCACUCCGCCGCCGCCGGUCACAUUCAACGUUGCUGCUGCAACUGCACCAGCUGCUAGCGGCGUCAGCGGCAACAACGACAUCGCCAAUAACAACCAAUACUUCAACAACGGAUUUUUCCAUAGCAAUAAUUUCAAUACCGGAUACGGCUUCAACACCAACACACAUGUCAGCACCGACAACUGUCCCAAUCAGACCGACUUCUCAGCUGAUCUCCUUCUGUCUAGCGAUCCUACCGGGUACCCAAUAGAUGCCAUCAACCUUGAACUGGUAAAUAGACCCGACCUUCUCAACUGCUUAGCGAGAGAGGUUGUCCUCCCAACCGCACCUAAAGUACCCGCAGAUCCUGUGCUUACAGUCGUCAAGCAAACCUGCCCCUCGGCUAACCCCAUGCUUUGGAGUUUCUUCCGUUACAAUGCAAGAUGUUGGUUAAUACAGAAUGUCCAAGAAAUGGUCAACUUUACUGUGUGCGGCUCUGUUCGCUGCCAGAACUGUGACCACUUCUUCUCAAGUAGCGGCAGCCAGUCUAGGUGUAUCCGCCAGUUUCAGUACUUCUCCGUGUGGGCCUUCUGUGAAGGUCUCCCAGCACUCACUCAGAUCUCCAGGGAGAGAAUCAUCCUUCCGUAUGCCUGCAAUUGUCAGAAGAUUCGCUGCUACGCCAAUGAUUACUUUUGGCGGAAGAGGAAAUAGAGUGGGAUCAUGAUGAUCCUACUUGCGCCCUCUUGUAUAGCAAGUCAACCUCAGGCGUGUUACUUUAAAUGUAGUUUUGUCACUUUGUCCACUUUUGUAUUUUUUAGUAUAUCGCUUAUAUAGAUCUUGUAGUUAGU
Haliotis rufescens (red abalone) is the source of this 926-nucleotide messenger RNA. RefSeq lists its product as uncharacterized. NCBI's taxonomy places the organism in Eukaryota, Metazoa, Mollusca, Gastropoda, Lepetellida, Haliotidae. The transcript has 5 exons. The coding region runs from base 1 to 789 and encodes 262 amino acids. The record is from RefSeq and is a predicted model, not a curated record.